This is a messenger RNA of Drechmeria coniospora, 1641 nucleotides long. Its product is annotated as protein kinase. The record is from RefSeq and is a predicted model, not a curated record. NCBI's taxonomy places the organism in Eukaryota, Fungi, Ascomycota, Sordariomycetes, Hypocreales, Ophiocordycipitaceae. The transcript has 6 exons. Gene Ontology annotation, molecular function: ATP binding; protein serine/threonine kinase activity. The coding region runs from base 1 to 1641 and encodes 546 amino acids. Gene Ontology annotation, biological process: intracellular signal transduction; peptidyl-serine phosphorylation.
AUGGGCAACGGCCAAGGAAAGCCCGUUGACCUCAGCGGUGAAGUCAACCUCAAUCAUUUUCGUUUGUUGAGAGUCGUCGGUCGUGGUGCGUUCGGAAAGGUUCGCAUCGUCGAACGUAAAGAUACGAGCUUGUCCUUUGCUCUCAAAUACAUCCGCAAGGAUGAAGUCGUCAAGUCCGAGAGCGUGCGCAACAUCAUCCGCGAACGGCGGAUGCUCGAGCAUGUCAACCACCCAUUCAUUUGCAACUUGCGAUACAGCUUCCAGGACAUCGAGUACAUGUACCUCGUCGUCGAUCUCAUGAGCGGCGGCGAUCUACGAUUUCACAUUUCCCGAAAGACCUUUACCGAAGAAGCUGUCCGCUUCUGGAUUGCCGAGCUGGGCUGCGCAUUGAGAUACAUCCACGGCCAGGGUAUCAUCCACAGAGAUGUGAAGCCCGACAACGUGCUCCUCGAUUCCGAUGGCCAUGUUCACUUGACCGACUUCAACGUUGCCUCCGAUGUGAUUACCGGCAGGAUUCUGACGAGCAAGUCAGGCACCCUCGCUUACCUGUCGCCAGAGGUUUACUCUGGCAAGGGCUACGACAUCCGCGCAGACUGGUGGUCGCUAGGUGUUCUGUUCUACGAGUGCAUCUAUAACAAGCGUCCAUUCGACGGGAGCAAUGAAGCUACGCUCAGCCAACAAAUACAAAAGACGGCGCCCAAAUAUCCCGUCACCCAGCCGCCGGUGUCUCUGCCUUGUCUCUACGCCAUCCGCGCCGCCAUGGACCCCAGUCCCCAGACACGCCUUGGCAGCACGUGGGAGAGCUUCAUCUACCACGACUUCUUCAAGUCGAUCGAUUUUGAUCUGCUUGAGCAAAAGCGCAUCGAGCCCAUCUUUGUUCCUUCCUCCGACAAGACCAACUUCGAUGCUACGUACGACUUGGAGGAGCUUCUACUCGAAGAGGCCCCCCUCGAGGCUCGUGCAAGGAGGCAAAAGCCUCGAGAGCCAUUAAAGGAGGAUGCAACAGACCAGGAGAUCAGAGAGGAUGAGCUCUACCGCAUGAUUGAAAGGGAUUUCCAGUCGUUCGACUACACCGUGGCCGCCUACAUGAAGUAUUAUAGCCCAAACCCCAUGCGACGCAUUUGUGUGCUGAUCGUUUCAUGCAGGAUGACCGAGGCAAAUCAGGAGCUGAAUUACGACAACCAAGCAGGAGCCCCCAGCGGUGGACCCCAUGCUCUCACGACAGGCGCCGCGACACCUGGUUCGGUCAGAGCCGACGGUCGGCUCGUCAGCCAGCCGCUGGCUUCCGGACAAGUGUCCAGCUCCGAGAACAGGCAAGCCCAACCAUCGAGAAAAGCGCCGCCGCCGCCUCUGCAGUACCAGAGCGGCUAUGUUUCAAAACCUUUGCCACCAACUAGCAGUCGUGUAGCGAGCCCGACAGGCGGCGUGCAGGUAACCCUGGAUGGCGGCGGCAGUUGGUCUGAGCUCGCUCGUCAAGACAGCACACUCCCGACCGACGCCAACUCGGCUGCCAACCCCAAGAACGAAAGCUCCGGCGGCGUCUUUGGCUUCCUCAAGGGAAAGAGAGGUCGGAACAACAGUCCGAAGCCGCGGGAGCGGGGUGUGCUCGGCAAAGAAGGCGCGCGAGUUGUCAUUAGCUAG